This is a messenger RNA of Phytophthora sojae, 792 nucleotides long. RefSeq lists its product as hypothetical. NCBI's taxonomy places the organism in Eukaryota, Oomycota, Peronosporomycetes, Peronosporales, Peronosporaceae. The record is from RefSeq and is a predicted model, not a curated record. Bases 1 to 792 code for a protein of 263 amino acids. The transcript has 2 exons.
AUGACUGGCGAGCAGCAUGAAGUGGCAUGCCCGCGCAUCGUCAAGGACUAUCAGACCUACAUGGGCGGCGUGGACUUGUGCAUCAAGGACAAGAACUACUACAAGUCCCUGUUUCUCGGACUCGUGGGUCUCGACAUUAUCAACGCAUUCAUCGUCUUCAACGCUCGACGCGCAGCCAGCAAUCUCCCAAAGCUUAGUCACGUCAAAUUCUUGAAGCAACUCCAUUUGGAGCUAUGUCAGCUCCAUGAGGAAGACUGGGAGGCGUUACAGAGCAACGAGCGCUUCCAGGCGACGCCGUCCAAGCCGCGGCAGCUCAGCAAGGCUCAAGCAGCGCACCAGCCUGUACAGAACGACGAAUGGCGCCCGGGGAACAACCAGCAGGGGCGGAAGAGACGUGCGCGAGUGUGUAAAGUCUGCUCGCUGCUCAAAGGCAACAGCAAUGCUCGUGGAGGCGAUUCUUCCGUGUAUUGCAGCCAGUGCAAGCUGCCGAACGCGUCCAAGAAGCCCAUGGUAUGGCGAGUGUUUCUCUGCGAGAAGGUACGGCACACCUACAAUGGGUCUGCCAUGUCGUGCUUCGACUUCUGGCAUAAAGCCUGGCGGAACGGUACGCUGCUGCCUAAGAAGGCGGCGAAGCGCAAGAUCCGCGCGCGUGCACCGGCACGCAGCGGGAACGAAAAUGAGGAGAAGGACAAUGGUGGGAGUGUGCAGUCGUCGAGUGUUGAGUCCACGACAGGCGGCCCGCAUCUGCCAAAGCGAGCUCGUGUCGCUCCGGAUGCUGUGAUGCGUGAUUGA